CGUCGUGACCCCGCCCCGUCGCGGUGGAGCCGCCGUCGCGCAGGUGCCGCGGGGGCUGUGGGGCCCGGGCCUGGCGGAGCGGGGCCCGGAGCGGCCGAGCAGCUCCAAGAAGCAUCGGAGUGAAGGCAGGAGCAGCUGAGCCUUGGGAGAAGGUACUGCCGCUGCUUGUUGGAUGGGUUUGGAAGCUCUGGCCAUGGAUCAGAAAGGCUAUCGGCGGGGGAGUUUCCAGAGCAGCACCAGUGAUGAAGAUAUGCUGGAAAUAGCAGGAGCAUCUCUGGACUUCUCCGUGGCAGACGAUGAUCCACCGCUCUAUAGGGAGAUGGGAGGAUUUUCCUCGUAUAAUGGAGGAGGGAUGAACGGCACAAGCACCAUAAUGGAUUUCCUGGAGGAACCUCUUCCUGGUGUGGGCACUUACGAAGAUUUUAACACAAUAGAUUGGGUGCGAGAGAAGUCCAGGGACCGGGACAGGCACAGAGAGAUCACCAGUAGAAGUAAAGAGUCCACGUGGGCACUGAUACACAGCGUGAGCGAUGCCUUUUCCGGCUGGUUGUUGAUGCUCCUCAUUGGGUUGCUGGCAGGUUCCUUAGCGGGGCUGAUCGACAUUUCCGCGCACUGGAUGACGGAUUUGAAGGAAGGCGUGUGCUUAGCAGGCUUCUGGUUCAACCACGAGCACUGCUGCUGGAAGUCCAACACAACCUUUAUGGACAGAGACAAGUGUCCCGAGUGGAUGAGCUGGUCCGAGCUGAUCCUUGGCCAUGGAGAGGGGGCUUUUGCGUAUAUUCUCAACUACUUCAUGUACGUUACCUGGGCCUUGUUAUUCUCCCUUCUCGCUGUGUUACUUGUGAAGGGGUUUGCUCCUUACGCCUGUGGCUCAGGGAUCCCAGAGAUCAAAACUAUCUUAAGUGGUUUCAUCAUUAGAGGCUACCUGGGCAAGUGGACGCUGAUCAUCAAAACCAUCACCUUAGUGUUGGCGGUGUCGUCUGGGCUGAGCCUGGGCAAAGAGGGGCCCCUGGUGCACGUCGCCUGCUGCUGUGGAAACAUCUUGUGUCAUCUCUUCACCAAAUACAGGAAGAACGAAGCGAAGCGCAGAGAGGUUUUAUCAGCAGCUGCAGCUGCUGGUGUGUCUGUAGCUUUUGGUGCACCCAUCGGAGGAGUCCUCUUUAGUCUGGAAGAGGUGAGUUACUACUUCCCUCUCAAGACGCUGUGGCGCUCCUUCUUUGCUGCUCUGGUCGCCGCGUUUACCCUGCGCUCCAUCAACCCUUUUGGGAACAGCCGCCUGGUUCUCUUCUACGUGGAGUUUCACAUGCCGUGGCACCUUCUGGAGCUUGUGCCGUUCAUCAUUUUGGGAAUAUUUGGUGGGCUUUGGGGAGCUUUCUUCAUUCGCAGCAACAUCGCCUGGUGCAGGCGGCGCAAGACGACGAAGCUGGGUAAAUACCCCGUGCUGGAGGUGUUUGUCGUGACUGCGAUCACGGCCGUUCUGGCCUUCCCCAACGAGUACACCAGAAUGAGCACCAGCGAGCUGAUUUCUGAGCUCUUCAACGACUGUGGAAUUUUGGACUCUUCCAAGCUCUGCGAGUACGUGAACGAUUUCAACAGCACCAAAGGGGAUGACCUGCCAGACCGAGCUGCUGGCCCCGGAGUUUACACAGCCAUGUGGCAGCUGGCUUUGGCCCUUAUAAUGAAAGUCUUCAUCACGAUCUUCACCUUUGGCAUGAAGGUGCCCUCGGGUCUCUUCAUCCCCAGCAUGGCUGUGGGGGCCAUUGCAGGCAGGUUGCUCGGAGUAGCCGUGGAGCAGCUGGCCUAUUACCACCAUGACUGGGCCAUCUUCAGCGGCUGGUGCAGCCAGGGAGCCGACUGCAUCACUCCUGGCCUCUACGCAAUGGUGGGGGCUGCGGCAUGUCUGGGUGGGGUGACCCGAAUGACUGUGUCACUAGUGGUCAUUAUGUUUGAGCUCACGGGGGGACUGGAGUACAUUGUUCCUCUGAUGGCAGCAGCCAUGACCAGCAAGUGGGUGGCUGACGCCAUUGGGCGGGAAGGCAUUUACGACGCACAUAUUCGCCUCAACGGAUACCCUUUCUUGGAAGCCAAGGAAGAGUUCUCACACAAGACACUUGCGAUGGACGUAAUGAGGCCACGGAGGAAUGAUCCUCCUCUGACUGUCAUCACUCAGGACAGCAUGACCGUAGAAGAUGUUGAGAGCAUCAUCAAUGAAACCACGUACAGUGGCUACCCGGUGGUGGUGUCACGGGAGUCCCAAAGGCUGGUUGGGUUUGUCCUCAGGAGAGACCUCAUCAUUUCAAUUGAAAAUGCCCGGAAGAAGCAGGAUGGGAUUGUGAGCACUUCAAUUAUUUAUUUCACUGACCACUCUCCUCCGCUGCCUCCAAGCUCCCCCUCUAUGCUGAAACUCAGGAGCAUCCUGGACCUCAGUCCUUUCACAGUGACAGACCAAACACCCAUGGAAAUCGUCGUGGAUAUAUUCCGCAAGCUGGGGUUGCGCCAGUGCCUGGUUACUCACAACGGGAAGCUACUUGGGAUCAUUACUAAAAAGGAUGUAUUAAAGCACAUUGCACAGCUGGCUAACCAGGACCCAGACUCUAUACUCUUCAAUUAAAGGCAGACUAGUAGGUAUUGUGUGUUCAACACAAAAGAAACUUUAUAGAUAAUAACUGGAUAUACUUUCCUAUUUUUAUUGAGACCAUGGAACUGUUUUCAGCGUUUCGUUCCAUGGAGCUGAAGAAGAUAAUUUUUUUCUACCAGAUAACCAAUUGCACUACAUAAUCUGUGGAACAUUAUCUUCUUUUUAGAAGAAAAAAAAAGACUUUAUUUACAUUGCUUUUGUGAAGUUGCAUUGGAAAGAUUCCAUGAAGGAGUAAAAGCGAAAUGCUAUAGAACUGUAUCUCCUCUUCUUAUUUUAUUUGAACUCUUGCUACUAACAUGGGGAGGAAAAGACAAGGUCUGUACCUUCAGGCGUUUUGAAGGAGAAGGAUGAUUUUGCACACAGCAUUCAGGUGGUGGCAGAAAGAUACGAUUGUAACUCAGGGGUGGUGUAUUCUCAAUGAGCCACUUGGUAAAAAUAAGAAUCUUGUAAAGUUGAAACUGGGGGCGGGGGGCGGGGGGCGGAAAUUUGGCCAACUGAGGAUGUUUUGCUGAAAGAAUGAAAAGAGUCCACAAAACCAAACCCCCAGCAGACCAGAUCUCUUUAAAACCGGGCCCAGCAUCUGAUUGGGAAGAAGCUUGUUUUGAUUAAUCUUCUGUGAAUGUAUUUAAUUACUGUGAUGCGGCCUUGCCAGGAGAACCCCGAGGAGGCAGGAGGAGUUAACGGUUGUAUUCUCAUCAUGAUCCCUUUUUUUAGAUCUAUGCCUAAAGAUUUCUUCUUGAUUUCCCUCAAGUACGUAAUGGCAAAGUCCUGAGUUACUGCCCCACCUUUACUGCACUUCCCGGUGAGUUCUGAUUGUGUUAGAUGUUGCACAAGUGACCUCUUCCUCACUCAGCAGUGUCUUAGGUGUCCUCCCGGAGAGCCCUGCGCCCGGGACGUUUACACGGCUGCGUGUGCUGCUCCCAGCCCAGGCCGGAUCCUGGCUCUAGGACUGACCGCACCGCCGCUUUCUGUCCGGUGUCUCUCCUUUUGCCAAUAACUAUGCAAUAAAACCCCUUCCUGACCACUGUUGGCCACACAACUCGUUCCACGUCUGUGCUCCUCAAGUCCCUGUCCCAGAUCUUACCAAAUUAUUUUCCUGUGAAUAAAGUUGUGACCGUUUACUGGA
Columba livia (rock pigeon) is the source of this 3764-nucleotide messenger RNA. Its product is annotated as H(+)/Cl(-) exchange transporter 5. The record is from RefSeq and is a predicted model, not a curated record. Bases 173 to 2611 code for a protein of 812 amino acids. Gene Ontology annotation, molecular function: voltage-gated chloride channel activity. Gene Ontology annotation, biological process: transmembrane transport; chloride transport. The transcript has 14 exons. NCBI's taxonomy places the organism in Eukaryota, Metazoa, Chordata, Aves, Columbiformes, Columbidae. Gene Ontology annotation, cellular component: synaptic vesicle; plasma membrane; early endosome.